AUGCUUGUUGAUGCUCGUUAUUCGUUAUAUUAUUCUAAUAAUCGACAAGAAUCAAAUCGUGUAUUCGAUUGUUUAUAUGCAUAUUUAAAAGAUAAAUUAAUAGAUACAGAGGCUCCUUAUACUAUUAAUUAUCAAAUAAUUCCUUAUUGUCGACGACUUGAUGAAAAUGAAGAGCAAGAUAAACUAUCGAAUGAAUUACAUGAAAACAUUGAAAAUCUUAUUACUUUUGCUGAAUUAUAUCGUCAAGGUGUAACAAGUAAACAAUUAUUUGAUUGGUAUGUACCGAUAGAUAUUGCAGAACAAUAUGAAACAGAUGGAAAAUAUUCCAAUGAACGAUUCUAUAAUUGUUCAUCAUCAUGGUUUGGUUCUAUGUGUGAAUAUACAUUUGAUAUUAAUAUAACAUUUUCAUUUAAUUCUAUUAUUGAAACUAUUUUUGAUAAUCGUAGAUUAACAACGGAAGACAAAUUCUCCAGUAUUAUUGGUACAUGUUAUCGAUUUUUAACUGGUUGUAAUCGUGGUUUAUCAUCAUUAUGUUUGGAUUGGUGUGAAAUCUGUGAUGGUAAUUAUGAUUGUAUAAAUGGAGAAGAUGAAGAAUUUUGUUAUUUAUUAGAAACAAAUGAAUGUUCUCAUAAUGAAUAUCGAUGUCAUUAUGGGGGACAAUGUAUUCCGUUAACGUUUAUGCGUGAUGGAAUGUAUAGUACUGAUUGUCUUGAUGGUACUGACGAAAAAGAUUUUCAAUAUGCAAUCGAGGGUGUUCAAAAUCCUUGUGUUACAACUCCGAUAUUUCGAUGUGAAGAACGUACAAUUCGAUAUCCAUGGCGUUUUUCAUGCGGUGAUGGUGAGUUUCUGAUGCUAGAUAUACCUCAAUUUUCGCAAAGAUGUCAUAAUCUUCGAGAUAUACCGAUGUCGUCAAGUAUAUUUACUUCGUUGGAUCAUAUUUCAGAUUUGAAUUGUCGACAAGCAUUGUACUGUUUGCUUCGCAUUAAUGAAAUCAUUUCUGGUGCAGAAACAGCGAGUAAUACUCAUUGUGAAUCACUUAUCGAUCAUUGUUCAUCCAAAUGGGUUAUUCUACCUGAAUAUCCAAUAAUAUAUCGAUUCUUUCAAUUUGUUUAUUUAACUAAUCGAUCAAUAAAUGAAUUUCAAACAAAUCUUCUACCUGAUUUUAUUUGUUUCAAUUCAAGUCGAUGUCCUGCAUUGAUUUAUUGUUCUGUCGAUAUUGGAAUACAAAAUGGACUUCAUUGUUGUAAAACUAUCAGUCUAAUAAAUGAAACACUUGACGAUUGGUAUUUUAUCGAUGUUAUGUUUCGUAAUCUUAUUCAACGUUGUUCAACAAUUGGUACAACUAAAUCUUGUUCAUCUCCAUCUUUAUUUUAUUGUUCACAAUCUUUAAAAUGUAUUUCAAAACAUCGAUUAUCUGACGGUUCUAAUGAUUGUUAUUAUGGUGAAGAUGAAUCAUUUUCUGCUUGUCAAUUAAAUGAUUCAAAACGAUUUAUUUGUCCAUCAGAACCAAACAAAUGUUUAUCAAUAAUUGCACUUGAAAAUAGAAAAACUGAUUGUUUAGACGGAGAAGAUGAAUUAACUUCUGAUGAACGUAAUGCUUUUCAAGGACUUAUACCAUUUGGACUUGUUUGUAAUGGUAUUUAUGAUUUCUUAUCGAUGAAGAAUUUAAGUGAAAUUGAUGAAACACAUUGUGAUUGGUGGCCAUGUAAUAAUCCAUAUGUUCGAUGUGAUAAUAUCUGGCAUUGUCUCAAUGGUGAUGAUGAACUUAAUUGUCCUAGAAAAAACUGUUCAUUCAAUGAACAUGAAUGUUACAAUGAAUAUUUAAAUAAAUACUAUUGCAUACGAAAUGUUAAUUUAAUGGAAUCAUAUUUGGAUUGUCAAAAUUCACGACCCUUUCGUGAAAUUUAUUUUAAUAAUAUAACAAUGAGAAAUAAUACAUAUUAUUUUUUAUGGAAUCAAACAAAAUGUAUUACUUCACAACAUAUUUGUCAAUAA
Messenger RNA from Adineta steineri, 1995 nucleotides. The record is from the annotation of a GenBank genome assembly. Lineage: Eukaryota; Metazoa; Rotifera; Eurotatoria; Adinetida; Adinetidae.